Trichomonas vaginalis G3 is the source of this 969-nucleotide messenger RNA. Its product is annotated as protein of unknown function (DUF3447). Lineage: Eukaryota; Parabasalia; Trichomonadida; Trichomonadidae. The record is from RefSeq and is a predicted model, not a curated record. Bases 1 to 969 code for a protein of 322 amino acids. The transcript has a single exon.
AUGUCUGAUCAAGACAUUGAUACAAAUGAAUAUUGUGAACUUAGAAGUAUACAUAAACAUCACAUCGAUUUGUACAAUAUGUUGUAUCAAUUAAAUACCAAAAACGAAGAGGAAUUAAACUCGAUUUACAAAAUGAUCAAAACAGAACUGAUUGAAUCAAAUAAGCAUCCCCAAAAAAAUAUUAUAAGAGAUAUUUUAGAGAUCAUUACAUAUAACAACCGCUCUACCAAGUCAUAUUUAGCUCUUGCAAAACUCAUAUCUGAUGAUUAUCAUGUAACAGAUAUCCAAAAUAUUCCAAUCAUUUCCAAUUAUCUGUUUUACAAAGAAUAUGGAAUCAAAUUAUACAAAUUUGAUAAAUUCAAAUGGAUUGAAUCUGAAAAUCUAGAUAUUCUAGAAGAAAAUACAAUUUACAGGGCAAUUAUGGAUAAUGAUAAAGAUAGAUUCAUCUUCUGCACGGAAAAAGAAGGUUUUGAUAAAGAUCAAAAAAUUAAAAGCGAUUUAUUACCACAUUACAAAGGUAAAUAUUCAUUACUUGAAUUAUGUUGUUACUACGGAGCAGUUGAUUGUUUCAAAUUUUUAAGAACUAAAUUUAACUCAGAAAUAACUGAAACAUGUCUAGAAUUAUCAUUUUUAGGAAGAAAUCAUGAAAUUAUGAGUGAAUGUUUGAAAUAUCACAAACCAGACUAUUAUUGCAUGAAAUAUGCAAUUAUUUCGCACAACAUUGAUUUUGUUACGUUCUUGAUGAAUGAGUACAAUAUAGAGAUCAAUUUAACUUAUUGGGAAUGGUAUAACAAUCUUGAAGCAUUUUUGGUUUAUUAUGAUCAGACUGAUGAAAUUGACAAAUGCUUUGUAAAAUCAGCUGUAUUUGAUAUUCCAUCCCUUUGCGAAUAUUUCCUUUCUCUUGGUGCAAAUAUCAAUGAAAAAGAUAUUAGUGGAAAAAACCGCACUUCAUAUUGCAGCUAUUUAUAA